Molecule: messenger RNA, 3055 nt
Organism: Coccinella septempunctata (seven-spotted ladybird)
Lineage: Eukaryota; Metazoa; Arthropoda; Insecta; Coleoptera; Coccinellidae
Gene: Atg101
Product: autophagy-related protein 101
Exons: 1
Coding region: 288-956 (222 amino acids)
Biological process (GO): autophagosome assembly; autophagy
Cellular component (GO): phagophore assembly site
Source: RefSeq, a predicted model, not a curated record
ACUAAGAAAUCCCAUUUCAAAUACCAAAGAUUAUAAAUCGUUUCGAAGUGAUACGAGGCAGAUAGAAUCACUCUCGUGCAAUUGUGACCUGGACGUGAACAAUAAUAUCAUCCUGAUGAAUGUGAUAUAUUUUAAAUAAGUGACCGUUAUUAUUAGCUGCAAUUCGAUUCUCAGGGAUAACAAAGAUAACUGUGAUUUUUGAACUAUUCAAUAAUACGAACGAAGUAGAUAAAAAUAUAUUAUGCGAUCCGUUUCUUGACAGAAGAUUAUCGGAACGGAACGUCAAAAUGAAUGCUAGAAGUCAGACUUUCGAACUUACCCUGAAAGGUAGUCAAACGUACGAUGCUGUUUCUAGCCUAUUUCACACCAUACUGCUACAUCGUACCCUCGGUAAAUUCGAGUACUACGAGGGUACCAAUAGGUAUAAGAUGGGGAGCAUAGGGUACACUGACGUUAAGUGCGACUUUAUCGACCUCCAUUACGUUUGUUGCUCGUCCUCGGCUCUGCUUGGUCUAGUGAACGGGGAAAUCCUCAAAUUCUCGAACGCGAUCCACGAGAGUGAGAACAACGGCUAUAACACUGGCCAGAUCAGCCUGGAAUUCUUCGAGAGGCGACCUCAGAAAUGGCCGCUGUACUCCGACUGCGUCCCUUGGGAAGUAUGGACAGUAAGGUUAGAUUUAGUGUCGGUGAAUCUCGAUAGAUGGGGCGAGUAUCGUGAGAAAGUUGGACAGGCGAUAAGUGAUAAGAUUAUCCAUAUAACGGAUAUCAUGAACAGGCACGAAAAUUACAUACCGGUCGUUUCGAACCGCAGCGAUUUGGAAUACGUUUUCAAUACUGGCCUGCCGGAUGUUCAGCCUUAUCUCUUCAAGUUUGAUUACUCCGUUAACGGACCGUCCUCUGCAGUUAGUAUGGGUUCGACUGUGCGCAAGCUUCUCAGAGAAACAUUUUCGUUUUAGAUCUGUCGAAAAUUAUCAAUGACAUAAACGUUUUUCAGCACUGGUCAGGUUUUCACAUCACAGAAAUGAGAUAGGGUUCAUCGGAACUCUCGUCAACUUAUUUUCAAGAAUUUUGUUUACCCUAGUUGGUUAUUAGUUCCGCAAAUUAUUCAUUUGGUACAAAUUGGAUGAAAAUUUUUCAUUGCGCUCUUAUAAAUAUGAAGUAGGACAUUUUUAAGUUUGAGGUAUCAGUCAUGCCUUCAGUUGAUUUUUAUUUAGUUGACAGUGUGAAAAGGUAAUGUUAUUAUCUUCUAAAAAUGAAGAAUAUCAAUAGAAAUAUCCACAUGAUUAGGUAUAUUUCUUUUUUAAUUCAUUCACGUGUGAGCAUUUUUUUGAAUCCUACAAGAGGAAAAUGAUGGAGGGAAUUUUCAAACAUUCUUGCUAUAAACGUGGAAACAUAAAAUAAACAAUUAAAUCCCUUUGUCAAUUUGAGUUUGCAUGAAAUAAUUGAUAAAAAUUACGGAUUUGCGUGAAAACUAUCAAAACAAAAACAUGAUAUGGAAGAUUUCGAAUUUGGCAAUAUACGAGUUGAUUUUGAAAAUUAUACGUACACCGUAUAUUCCGUAUUUUAACAGUUGGUCGUUUCCUCUUCUAUAUCACUUUUUCAAUCUCACGAAGUCAAUUUUCAUUUGACACAGAAAGAGCUUAUGUCCUCAUCCAAAUUUCCACAUAGGAGUUCCUAAUCAAUUCGUAAGAUAUUCAUUGAAAUCAGAUUUUGGAAAUAUAGGAAUUUCGCGUUCUACAAAUUUUUUCCAACAAUCAGUUUGUUUUCAAAAAUUUUUACACUUGAUUUAAUACUACACUCAGCAUACCUACAAAAAUGGUAAAAAAGUGCAAAGAAUUGAAUUAACUUUGUUAUUACACAGGAAAUGUAUAUACAAAUUUUGUUUUUUAGUUUCGAUAGAUGUUAUUGUAAUAAAUUUCUCCUAGAUCUUCAAGUUAUUGUUUGCCCGUAUGUUACAAUUCAAAGCAUAUUUGAAUCUUUGAUUCAAACUGUUAAUUUCUCAUAAAAGAUUUUCAAACUAGUCAUAAGCUUGCUUAUCCGCGCAUAGAUUAAAUGGAAAAUUCAAAACCUUCAGUUUGCCUUUUAGCAUCACCUGGAAAUCUUAAUUUUUUUAAAAUAUUUUAGUUCAGAAUCACAUUUUGCGUUCCUUUACUGCUUUAUCCACAUAAUAUUUAUUUGAAGUAAGACAAUCCUAUUAUGUUCCAAUAUAUAAAAUAUAUAUACAAAUUCAAAUUGAAUAUAGUACAAAGUACUGUUAUCAGUAAAGUAAGGUGAUAUUAAUGAGAAUUGUUUGGGGUGUGUAUGAUCAUAACAGACUUUGUACAAUGUGAAAAUAAAUUUUAUUUAUGGUAUAAUGUUUGUGUUUGUUUUUGUGAAUGUUGGUCCAAUAGAUUUUCUGGAUAGUAGUAUUUAAUUAUAGGCGUAUAGAUUUGAACUAUUCAUGUUUUUUAAGUAUGGUGAUUGGUUGUGAUGACCUUAUUUUGUAUUCAUUGUUAUGUAAGCAUGAGUUGAACUAAACCCCUUGAUUUUCUCACAGAAUAUAGUGAAAUGACAAAUAAAUCUUUGUACAAUAUAUGGUGAAAGAGAUUUCACAUAUUAUAUACUUACUAGUUUCUUAUAUUUAUUUCGAAUGGUGAACAAGGUGGGUGAAUUUUGAUGUACUGUGGCAGAAAGCUGAUAAAUAGCUGCCACACAAUUUUUGAUCACUUUUUUUUUGGGAAAUAUUGAAGCUGCAAACGUUCAGCUUGCCAGCUAUUUCGGGUAAUUUUUGAAUGUGAACAAGCUCAUUUUUUUCGGAAAGCUGCAGUACUAAAAAUCGUUUGCCCACCCUGUAAUUAUGAGUAGUCAUUCUGAAAUUUUCAUUGUGAUAUAUUUUGAGCACCACAAAGCAUAAAACAAAAUUCUAUGAAUAACGCACGUUAAAUAAUACAUCGUGAAAAUAUGUACAUAUUCAAAACGGAUAAUGUUAAAUAUUGUAAAUACUUGUGAAUAGUUUCCAGUUUAUUAUUAAAUGUGAUGUCAAAUUAAUGAGAAAAAAAUAAAUUUAUCUAUCUAU